GAGCAAUUAUUUUAUUCUCAUCGUACUUUUUUUUCUCUCUCUUCCCCUCCUUUCCUCUCUUCCCUCCCCGCCCCCUCUCUUCUUCGAUCGAUAAUUUUCUCCGCUCGUUGAUCGGUUUUCUUUUUUUGAAUUUAUCGGUGACCGCGUAUGAUUCCCUGCGGAGAGUAUAUACAUAAGAUUGGACAGAGAGUGCAAUCGAGUUGUGAUUAUCGAAGUGGACUGACCGAUCGAUUUCUCGGCUGUGAAGUGAAUUAAUAUCCCAGGAAAACGAUUGAAAACGGAGAAAGGAAGUGAGCAGCGAGUACACACAACGGGCGAGCAACGGGUGGCUGGAAACGGUGACUUACAUCGAGAGCGCCAACCUGCAAUCAAGGUUCAUGGUUUUCAUGGAUGAGAGCGAGCUCUCGAGCAAGCGGUGGGCCAGCGCGCCCCGCCGCCCGGACAGCCCCUGCGUCCUGGGGGCACCAACGUCUAGGGAGGCGGCGGGACCGCCGGUGCAGCUGGAACCAGUGGAUCUGUCCGUGAAAACUCCCGUGGUGUUGCAGGUGCCCCGGUACAGUCCAGCGGCUAUAAUUACCGCCACUGCUAGAAGAAUCCCUUCACCUUCCACGACGCCUACGCCACCGCCGCUCUCCGCAUCUACCGUGUCGCCGCCUUUGCCGCCUGUGGUCGAAACGGCGUGGGAUAGAAACCGGGAACGUGAACGCGAGAGGGUGCGAGAGAGGAGCACGGAGAACGAGCACAGGGACAGGCAGCUAGACAGAGAAUCGGGGAUAAGGGAGAGGGAGACGAGGGAUCGGGAGAAGGAGCGGGAUCGCGAUAGGGAGAGGCAAAGGGAUAGAGAGCGGGACGUGUCGGUCCGCAUGAUGGAACCGCUCGAUCCCGUCUUCGUCUCCCCCUCGGCGGCCCUCCUCGCGUUGCAGAGGAUAAAGGAAACGUCCCUGCGAGAAACCGUAUCAGUGCACAUGGGAGGGUUGCACGUGGAAAUUCGCACGUUCCGACGAAUUAACGCGGCACUAUCGCAAGCAUACGGGCCAGAAGCCGUUCAAGUGCCAUCUUUGCCAACGAUCGUUCUCGCGGAGCGACCACUUAUCGCUUCACAUGAAAAGGCACUGAUAAAAAGGACCGUCUUAGCCCAUGGAAGGAAAAAAAAAAAAAAAAAAAAGAAAUGGAACGAGGGAGGAAAGAAGGAGGAAGAGAGACACCCGUCUCGUCCCGGGAAAUGGGGACCUCGUUUAUUAUUAGUGCGAUCGGAUGGACGACGACGACGACGACGACGAUGACGAGGACGACGACGAAGAUGAUUCUUUUGAUUUUUUUUUCUUUUUUUUUUUUUUUUUUUUUUUUUUUUUUUUUUUUUUUUUUUUACAUUCGGGACCUGAAACAGCCUCCACACGUUGUGCACUCGAAUCGUUUCCAUCGAACGUGAAGAGUCGGAGGCGGAAACUAGGAGAAAAAAAAAAAAAUGAAGAAGCAAACGAAUCGUUCAUUAGAUUUACGAGUUUAAUCUAAUGGAGGUAUCAUUGCAAUUAUCGCGCAAAGCGCAAGCCUGCUAGCAAUCGUGAAACGUGAAUCGUUGUGAAUUUAUUUCCUUUAUUUUGUUCUUGUUGAAUAUUCGCCUCCUACGAGGGAACGAAUUUCUGUUUUCAAUUUUCGUUAUUUAAGAGCGAAGGUGUGUGUAGCGUGUAAGAAUUGUUGAUAUUUAAAGAUAUUUGAUUAAAAUUUAUUUAUUCUAUGUGGUGCGGUGGUAUUUUAAGGAAAACGAGGCAUCGUGGGAAGUAUAACUUCGACGAUGAAAAAAAAGAAUUUCGCAUAGAAGAGAAGAUCGAUUGCUAUGGGUUUUCCGCAAGUUAGAACGCGGUAAACGCGUCAUUUUUGUUCUUUUUUUUUUUUUUUUUAUUUUUUA
This is a messenger RNA of Apis dorsata (giant honeybee), 1906 nucleotides long. Its product is annotated as Krueppel-like factor 6. Bases 378 to 1283 code for a protein of 301 amino acids. Gene Ontology annotation, biological process: regulation of transcription by RNA polymerase II. The record is from RefSeq and is a predicted model, not a curated record. NCBI's taxonomy places the organism in Eukaryota, Metazoa, Arthropoda, Insecta, Hymenoptera, Apidae. The transcript has 5 exons. Gene Ontology annotation, molecular function: DNA-binding transcription factor activity, RNA polymerase II-specific; RNA polymerase II cis-regulatory region sequence-specific DNA binding.